This is a messenger RNA of Moneuplotes crassus, 1340 nucleotides long. The record is from the annotation of a GenBank genome assembly. NCBI's taxonomy places the organism in Eukaryota, Ciliophora, Spirotrichea, Euplotida, Euplotidae.
CUCUGAUGGGAUCUACAUUAGAAGGACUUUGGUAGGUACUCCUGAGGAGUUCCAAAAUGGCAUGAAAUCUCAUAUGACCAUUAAGAAAUAUAAGUUCAAGAAGUCUAAUUUCAGUAAGAUGGGAGCUAUCAAAUCUCAAAUUCUUGAGAAAUCAAGCGACACUUUUAGUGACGAGGAGGGAUCUCAAACAGCAAACCGAGGAUUGUUGACAUUCAAUGGAGAUGAAGAAGAAUUAAAGAGUAAUUUAUCCAGACUUAAUCCUCAUGCUUUAUCAAGCAUGAAUGAUGCUUCUUCGAAUCUAAUCAAGUCUGUGUCUAAGAAAUCUUCUUUGAAAGAUAAUAAGAGGCCUUUUACCAAACAAGACAUGAUGGCAUCCAUAAUCCGUUUCAAAGCUUGAAGGCAAGCUGAAAAGCAAUCCUUGAUGGAGACCAUUCAGGAGCCUAAGGGCAGGAAGACGUUGUUCUCUUCUCAAAGCCAAGGGAAUCUGCGGGAUUUAAGACUUACCAGUGAGGAUAAAAGUAAGACCAUUACUUUUGGCAAUCUUCUUGCUACUAGCAUGCAAGAGCGUAGAUUGCUUAGCCAUGAAAAAGCUGUUAAGAUUUGGGAUAAGAGAAACCAAAUUUACUCUAAAAAGUGUCACAGAGAAUCUAAGUCUCUUUCUCUGAUGGAAAGGAGUGAUCAGUAUGCUGUGAAAUUGCAGGAGCUAGACCAAUGCUCUAAGAUCUCAAAGCCGUGAGAGAACACUGAUGCUCAUUACCAAUGGAUAUGCAGUCUCAGGAGUCCAAAAGGGAAAGACAAGAAAAGGCAAAUAUUCAUUCCUUUGAGCAACAAGAAUCCAAUAAACAGCUGUGUAACUGCCCGAGUAAAUCCUUUUAAGAAGGAAGCUCCUGUUUUCCUCAAAAUUAGUGACAAGAAGACUUCAAGACAGGAGGCUUUGACCCAAAGAAAUGGGACUGCCAGGGUACAUAAACUCGAUAUCACCAGAACAAAGGGGUAUAUCAGAGAUCUUAAGGAAAAAAUAUCUCAAAAAUCUUUACGGACAUAUCGGAGGAAGAACCAGUUUGGGGAUGAUCCUCAGAGCUUAAAAUUCACCUCUCCAAAGGAUAAGGACCCCAUCUGCUUUGAUCGGAUCGAGAACCUCUCACACCUCUACAUCGACGGAGACUGUAAAUUCACUCUCGAGUAUGAUUACGCUAAGAAACGUGGAACAGAUGGGGCUCAGAUAGUUCUUGACCACAUCGUUGACCAGUCUGGAGUCGGCGAGCCCGACCAGUCACAAGAAAUAAUUGAAGAGGACUACCAAGCGUGUGUUUAGCCCACUUUCAACAUUAUAUGGCAAA